UCCCAAGAAGACCCCUUUGCCAGCCGGUAUUUCGGGGUGGGGGGCGCUGCGAGGAGGCCUGGCGCCCUUUUGUGCACGUUUAGUGCCCAGCAGUAUCUCCCAGACCAGCAACCCCCGACCCUCCAGUCUCCAUGUCUUAGAGAAGCCAAAUUCGAGAGUUAUAUAAUUUCUAGUGCUGCUGUUUCUCCUGCCUGAGGAAACACUUCAUCGCGUGGAGGGUGCAGGACAUUUCUGUGCACUUCUAUAUAGGAACGGGGUGUGGGCAGGGGUGGCCAGCGGUAGCAGAGAGAUUUCUUGUCUUUUCUGCAAAAGGAAGGUGGGUAGUUGGGAGAGAGAUUCAAAGGGUGGAUGUGGAAGCCAAGCAGCAGAACUCUAAUUUAGGAAAUCGCGGACCGUUUGCACAGCUUGUGCUCACAUGCCUAAUACUACUACAUCGUCUCAGAAAACACCUUUGGGGGAAGGUUUGACUUCUCUCGAACAGUCUCAGUGUUUUUCCUCGCCGGAUAGGGAGCUGUUUGGAUGUGAAGAGAUGGCAUGAUGUGAAUGACUCCAGUGUGAAGAAAUCUGCUUCGCCAACUCAUCCUGCAUCAAGUGCCCAUUGAGUAGCACUGUCACUUUAAUGUCUCCAUGCCAAGGGAUUGCUUUCCUCCUUUUCAAUCCUCUCGGUUAAUACAUGGGAGGAUCAGAAUCAGAGGGGCAUUAAGGAUUAAGCCGAGGGGCUUGGAGAGUACAGAAGAAAAAAAUGAAAGUGACAGCAAGCUGGAUCUUGUCUGACUGAGGGGGUGAGAUCUGGAACUUCUGGUCCAGUAAAUAAAAAGGGGCCUUUCAGUCAGUCUGUGUUCUGCCCCAGAAAACUGUUCAAACUCACCCAUCUUUUUAGAGACCAGAGUCAAAAAGGUUUUUAAAAGUUAUUUUUUGUUGGGGAGGGGAUUAAAUUUUUCUCUGAAGAAUUGAGGAUCUUUAUCAUCAACCAGUUCAUCUUUGAAUUUGAUCAUGUACUGAGUAAUGAGACAGCUGUGUAAAUUUGGUUUGUGCCUUAAUUGAUUUAGUCAUUGAAUUCCAAAAAUGUUGAUGUCUGAAGAGGAGUUUUAAUAACAUUUUCUAUGCUUACAAUAGUUUUCUCAGUUUUUUUUAACAGAAUAAAUAUUUUAUAAAAAUUGAAAAACUCAAGGUUAUUUUUUUCCAAACUCUGGGCAGUGUCAAAAGUUUAAUUGUGGAAAAAAAUACAUCAUUUUUUCUCUGUCUGGAAGAGAAGACAGCCUGGAUUUCAAAAUUGAACAGUGAAGUGGUUUGCAACAGUUACCUGGCUCUUGGCCUCAGUCCAGCUGGAUCAAGUUGAAACCUGAAAAGAGAUCUUGCAUCCUGUGGCAGUGGAAAGACCCAAGAAUGCCAGUCAAGAAGAAAGAUACUGACCGAGCUUUAUCAUUACUGGAAGAAUACUGCAAAAAAUUAAGGAAACCAGAGGAACAGCAGUUGAAAAGCGCUGUUAAAAAGGUGAUGGGUAUCUUUAAGAGCAGCUUAUUCCAAGCUUUGCUAGAUAUUCAAGAAUUUUAUGAAGUGACAUUGCUAAAUUCUCAAAAAAGUUGUGAUCAGAAGAUAGAAGAAACCAAUCAAGUUGCACAGAAAUGGGAGAAGACAUCCCUUCUUGCUCCAUGCCAUGAUAACCUUCAAAAAUCUGCAGAGCUUACAGAUUGCUGUGGACCAAAGGAAAGUGCUUCAUGUAUUGAGCAAAAUAAAGACAAUCAGUGUUUUGAAAAUGAAACUGACAAAAAGAAAAGACAAAACCAAGGCAAAUGCCCAGCCCAGAAUUGUUCAGUGGAAGCCCCUGCUUGGAUGCCUGUCCACCACUGUACUAAGUAUCGAUAUCAAGAUGAGGACGCUCCACAUGAUCAUUCCUUACCUCGACUAACCCAUGAAGUAAGAGGACCUGAGCUGGUGCAUGUAUCAGAAAAGAACCUGUCUCAAAUAGAAAAUGUCCAUGGAUACGUCUUGCAGUCUCACAUCUCUCCUCUGAAGGCCAGCCCUGCUCCUAUUAUUGUCAACACAGAUACUUUGGACACGAUUCCUUAUGUCAAUGGAACAGAAAUUGAAUAUGAAUUUGAAGAAAUUACAUUGGAAAGGGGGAAUUCUGGCCUGGGAUUCAGUAUUGCUGGAGGGACAGAUAAUCCCCACAUUGGAGAUGACCCUGGCAUAUUUAUUACGAAGAUUAUACCGGGUGGUGCUGCAGCAGAGGAUGGCAGACUCAGGGUCAAUGAUUGUAUCUUGCGGGUGAAUGAGGUCGAUGUGUCAGAGGUUUCCCACAGUAAAGCCGUGGAAGCUCUCAAGGAAGCUGGGUCUAUCGUUCGGCUGUACGUGCGCAGAAGACGACCCAUUCUGGAAACUGUUGUGGAGAUCAAACUGUUCAAAGGGCCUAAAGGUUUGGGCUUCAGUAUUGCAGGAGGUGUGGGGAACCAGCACAUUCCUGGAGACAACAGCAUUUAUGUAACUAAAAUUAUAGAUGGAGGAGCUGCACAAAAAGAUGGAAGGUUGCAAGUAGGAGACAGACUGCUAAUGGUAAACAACUACAGUUUAGAAGAAGUGACGCAUGAAGAGGCAGUCGCAAUAUUGAAGAACACAUCCGAUGUCGUUUAUCUAAAAGUUGGCAAGCCCACCACAAUUUAUAUGACUGAUCCUUAUGGUCCACCUGAUAUUACUCACUCUUAUUCUCCACCAAUGGAAAACCAUCUACUGUCUGGCAACAAUGGAACUUUAGAAUAUAAAACUUCCCUGCCGCCCAUCUCUCCAGGAAGGUACUCACCGAUUCCAAAGCACAUGCUUGUUGAAGACGAUUACACCAGGCCUCCGGAACCUGUUUACAGCACUGUGAACAAACUGUGUGAUAAGCCUGCUUCUCCCAGGCACUAUUCCCCUGUUGAGUGUGACAAAAGCUUCCUUCUCUCAGCUCCCUACCCCCACUACCACCUAGGCCUGCUCCCUGACUCUGAGAUGACCAGUCAUUCUCAACACAGCACCGCAACCCGCCAGCCUUCAGUGACCCUCCAACGGGCCAUCUCCCUGGAAGGGGAGCCGCGCAAGGUGGUCCUGCACAAAGGCUCCACUGGCCUGGGCUUCAACAUCGUAGGCGGGGAAGACGGAGAAGGUAUUUUUGUAUCCUUCAUUCUGGCUGGUGGACCGGCAGACCUGAGUGGGGAGCUCCAGAGAGGAGACCAGAUCCUCUCCGUGAAUGGCAUUGACCUCCGUGGAGCAUCUCAUGAACAGGCUGCCGCUGCACUGAAGGGGGCUGGACAGACGGUGACAAUUAUAGCACAAUACCAACCUGAAGAUUACGCUCGAUUUGAGGCCAAAAUCCAUGACCUACGCGAGCAGAUGAUGAACCACAGCAUGAGCUCCGGGUCCGGGUCCCUGCGAACCAAUCAGAAACGCUCCCUCUAUGUCAGAGCCAUGUUUGACUAUGACAAGAGCAAGGACAGUGGGCUGCCAAGUCAAGGACUUAGUUUUAAAUAUGGAGAUAUUCUCCAUGUUAUCAACGCCUCUGAUGACGAGUGGUGGCAAGCCAGGAGAGUCACGCUGGAGGGGGACAGUGAGGAGAUGGGGGUCAUCCCCAGCAAACGGAGGGUGGAAAGAAAGGAGCGUGCCCGGUUGAAGACAGUGAAGUUUAAUGCAAAACCUGGAGUGAUUGAUUCAAAAGGGUCAUUCAAUGACAAGCGUAAAAAGAGCUUCAUCUUUUCACGAAAAUUCCCAUUCUACAAGAACAAGGAGCAGAGUGAGCAGGAAACCAGUGAUCCUGAACAACAUGUCUCCUCUAAUGCCAGCGAUAGCGAAAGUAGCUACCGAGGGCAAGAAGACUUCAUUCUUUCUUAUGAGCCUGUCACAAGGCAGGAAAUAAACUAUACCCGGCCAGUGAUUAUCCUGGGCCCCAUGAAGGAUCGGAUCAAUGACGACUUGAUAUCUGAAUUCCCUGACAAAUUUGGCUCCUGUGUGCCUCAUACUACGAGGCCAAAGCGUGACUAUGAGGUGGAUGGCAGAGACUAUCACUUUGUCAUUUCCAGAGAACAAAUGGAGAAAGAUAUCCAAGAGCACAAGUUUAUAGAAGCUGGCCAGUACAAUGACAACUUAUACGGAACCAGUGUGCAGUCUGUGAGAUUCGUGGCAGAAAGGGGCAAACACUGUAUACUUGACGUGUCAGGAAAUGCUAUCAAGCGGUUACAAGUUGCCCAGCUCUAUCCGAUUGCCAUCUUCAUUAAGCCCAAAUCUCUGGAACCUCUGAUGGAGAUGAAUAAGCGUCUAACAGAGGAACAAGCCAAGAAAACCUAUGAUCGUGCAAUUAAGCUAGAACAAGAAUUUGGAGAAUAUUUUACAGCUAUUGUCCAAGGAGACACCUUAGAAGAUAUAUAUAAUCAAUGCAAGCUUGUUAUUGAAGAGCAAUCUGGGCCUUUCAUCUGGAUUCCCUCAAAGGAAAAGUUAUAAAUUAGCUACUGCACCUCCGACAAUGACAGAAGAGCAUUUAGAAGAACAAAAUAUAUAUAAUAUACUACUUGGAGGCUUUUAUGUUUUUGUUGCAUUUAUGUUUUUGCAGUCAAUGUGAAUUCUUAUGAAUGUACAACACAAACUGUGUGAAGCCAUGAAGGAAACGGAGGGGCCACAGGGUGGGACAGAAAAGACAUUGCAGUAUGCAGGAAGGCUUUGGUUUGCUCAAAGUGCCAGGUGUAGGGAUGAACCUCUGAUGGGCUUUCUGCCCAAGAGGUGGGCAGCCUCCUCACCCCAGCAGAUGUCCAGAGCUGAUUUAGCUGCUGAGCUCUCUGUGUCUUUUGCUUUAAAGAAAAGUUGCCAGCACUUGAACUUCACCAACCUUCCCAUUACCCACAUCUGUAAUUGGUACACUUUGAAUUUUGUAACUAUGCACUCUUUGAUUUCUUAACGAGCAAAAGAAAGAAAGAAGGAAAAAGGAAAGGAGUCCCUUUGGAGACGGCAUAAUAUCAGGGAAGGAUAAGUGUGUAGUUUCUUUGACUGGCAUCUACAAAGACGAGCAUUUCAUAAAAUUCACAAGUGUAUGGAGGACUGACCUCCCUGAGAGGAGGGGGUUCCACCUGAGGUUAGCUUUAUGAUUGUUUAUUGUCUAUUUUGCCAUUUAUAAACUGAAAGGAGGCACUAAAGAUGAGAAUAAUUUAUACAAUAAAAUAUAUUAAAUGUAUAGAAACGAAUUUCUAUAGGUUAAAAAAGUUUUGUGAAAUAUUUUGUAAAGACUAAUUGAAAGACUAAAUGUAUGCACUAUCAGCAGAUGAUCAAAUUCAAGAACUGAAACUUGCACUCUCCCUUUUGUUGCCAAUGAUCCAUUAAGAGCAUCUGAGUUCUUUCCAAAGUCUGACAAAGACUUCUCCCUCACUUACCUCCCAUGAUCUCCCUUCCAUAUUAGUGACACACUCUCAUGGAGCACAUCCCUUAAUGAGUUGCCCUCAUGGGUGUUUUUGGAUGACAUUUGGUUAAUGCAUUUUUAAGCUGAUGGCUUUCAGAGACAAACUCAUGUAAAUGAUCUAAAGGGAAGUUUUUGCUUUUAUCUUAUUAACCUGGGCCUGCCAUGCAAAUAGUUGAAUAACUUUGUUUCUAGUUACUUACAUGCAGUUCUCAAAGGAUCAUUUAGUAUUUUGGCCAACCAUGAGUAAUUAGGAGUUUUGUUUUUUUGUUGUUGUUUUUUUUGUUUUUGUUUUUUUUGUUUUUUUUUUUUUUUUGUCUGUUUCACAAGUAACUGAGGGUUUUGUAACCAGAGAUGGUAUCAAGCCAUGGAGAGAUCUGUCCCAAGAAGCACUAUUUCUUUGAGGAAGAGAGAAGUAUCUCGUUGGGGGGUUGAGGGGUGCAGACUUUUGUUUCUGUGUACAGGGCAAAGAGAACCACAAGAAAAGACAAUUAACAGCUUUGAGCUCAACCAAUUGAACUGCCUUUCUUGGGGGCUGCACCUGGACCAAGUUUAUUUUUUAGCAAUUAUAAUGAUGAUUUAAAAAAACCUCCCGAAGCCUAUAUCCCACUUUAGAGCUGAUGAUGACAUCAGCAUUGCUUGUGCCCACGGUGUUUAGAGAGAGACUUGUCGGUGAUCUAAAUAACCACUCAACUCUGGGUUCUAUGCAUGCCCAGACUAAGCCCCAUCGCCUUAUUUCUGGGGUACAUCCAGACCUGGCAGGGAUUCUGCCACACUGUGCAGCAAACCAGCAUGCAGGCUGGGAUGGGAGAGCAAGAGAUAGAGCCAUCAGCAGUGAUGGGGCUUCUUCACAGUAAGAACAUCGGAGCUCAGAAUGAGGGUCUCUUUCCAAACCCAAGGUUGUUCAUCUUACACUAACUACCACUGUCUGCCUCGCUGCAGUCACCAAAACAAACACAGAAAUGCAAAAUUAUGCAUCUACCUAUAGUCUUGAGGCUACCUUUGCCAACCGAAGGGCUAGCAAUGCAUUUUCCCUCUGAUGAAAGUCACAUUUGGGGGGGGACUUCCUUAGAGUGCUCAAAAUGUUUAAAGGUAUGUCCAUGGCUGCAAUUCGCCAGUUUCAGGUCAAGGCCUACUUUCAUCAAUAUUGCUGCCAGAAGUUUUCUGCCGCCAGAAUGCCAUUCCUGAUCCCAGCUCUAUUUUUAGGCCACCAUAAUAACUUCUUUGGUUUCUCAACUGAGCAUGCAACCAUUUAUUUAAAGGACUGUCAUUAAUGAGUAGAUGUUUCCGCGGGUCGUGUGAUGUGCUUUCCAUUUAAUAUUUAGUAUUGCUGUGGCUGAGUACAAUCAAAUUGAACCACCAACCCUUGGUUUUGUAGUAAUAUGAUUAUUUAUUUUCCUAGUGUAGAUGCUUCCAGAUUAGAGUUGGCAUUUGCACUGAUUUUUUUAUGUAGAUUUAUAUAAAUAUAUAUACAUAUAUAUUUGCUUGAAGAAUCACCAAGCAAAUUGGUGAGAGGGUCUUUUCCUAUAGAAUUUACACCUCCAUUUGUUGUGUUGUCUUGCGCUUCCCAAUGUUGAGGUCUCUAUGGCUCCAAUGAACUGGUGUAUUUUGCAGCAAAUCUGAUGAUUGUACGGAUAUGGCAGGAAAGUUACCCAGAUUACAUCUGGUGCAAAUGCACUUGGAGCCUGGGGCCAGACUGGUGCUAACACUGCAAACUUUGUCCGGAGCUCUCUCCAAUCUGAAGGCUUGCUGGGGGCGCAACGUCACCUUUACAUGCUGGGCCCUUUCGGAAAAGUGCCAGAUCGUGUCACUGGUGCUAUUUUUCAUGCUCUGGUACAAUGUGUAGCACCACGGGGGUCUCAGCUUUACCAAACUCAAAAUCGCAUUUGUCAGCUAAUUGCAGGGGCAUUUGUAUUUUGCUCUCCUCCCACAGGAUCUGUUGGCCAUUUCUUUGCUGGCCUCUCCCUGCCCCCGCACCCCCCCACCACCAGCCCCAAGUUCUUGGCUUGGCGCCAUCUGCUCAGUGAGCCCAUCUUUACGAAGCUGCACUCAGGUGCCUGUGAGCUGUCUUAGAUCCUACUGCCAGCCCUUCCAGACUCUGAGCCAGGGAAAAGCUCUCCACGCCUCUGGCUCUCGCCUCUGGUUUUCCCUCCUUCUUUUUCUGCUCUCCCCUUUCCAUUUCUAUCUCAUUCCAUCGCUCUCUUUGCGCACCUCUCCUUUUCUCCUACUGGCCUGUCUUCCCCGAGUGCUGCCUUCCUUCUGCAGUCUCUCCUUACUCCCUCCCUUUAACUUCCCUAUUUCUCUACCCCCUUUGGGUCUCUCUUCCCCCUGCCUCAUUCCCCUUUCCCCUCCUUUCCUGUCCUUUCUCUCCUCCUCACACAUACUGAGCAUCUCCUGUCCCAUACCCCACUCUGUGAUUUUUCUGUCCUAUAAGGGCUCAUGGCUGAUUUGGACAGCAAGUCCAUACACUGGACCGAUGACACAAUUCCUGUGGGUCACCGUUUCACUUACACAGCCCAGAAAGCAAAGCUGAGCAUGAGGUCCUGGGCUGGAGCCAGCUCCAGCACGCCUCACUGAGCCAGCCUGCACCGCUGCCCUGGCAGUGACGAUGCACAUGCAUUCUGGGCCCCGCAGCACCUGGGUGCCUCUCUGCCUGAAGGCUGGUCCACACUGAGCCCACUCCCAGCACCAUCCCGUGGCUCUGAGGACACCUCCUAUCUACAAAGGCAGACUCUGGCCCCGAAAUCAUUCUGACAGCAAACCUCUUUCUUCUCAUUGAAGCCAUGCCAUCGCCUUGGUUUGGAGAGAGACAUUUUCUCCCCAUUCAUAAGCUUCCCCCCCCCAUUUUCAUGUGAAGCCCCCUCUGCUUUUCAGCUGGUGAUUGCUCUGGUGAGAUUGAAUGGACUUGCUGAUGAAAUAACAUCUCUUUUUUUCCUGUCUUGGUCCUGCCUAAAUUCCUACAAAAGUAUUUAAGUCAAGGACUCGGGCUAGUUCCUAAGCUUAUCGUGGUCAUUUGUCACUCCCAGGGGGAAAAGGGGACAUUUCUCUGAAAGCAUGUGGAGUGACAUGCUAACGACUGAUUUGCCAGAGAUCUCCCUACAGAAUUCUGUGGAUAUGCAUUUUACUUCUGUGUAUGUAUGGUCUAUGUGGUAUGUAUAUCAUGUAUACACAUACUACAUUGGGUAUGAAUGAAUGUGGAUGGAAACCCACACACACACUCCAGUCUGUAAAUAUCCUUCCUCACUGAAAACUGUGCUUUGGAAAUCAUUUCUUGUACAGCUGUGCAGUUUCUUGUAGCAGCUGAGGACAAGCUAAGACAGGUGGAUGAUUUAAACAAAGAUCACCUAAAAGGCGGAAUACAGAAUCUCCCUAGCAACUCACGAGGACAGACAACCAAAUGGCAAGGUUGACUCCCAAUGAGAUGGCAAACUUUUCUUCUCUCCUUUUUGAAUUUGUGUUUCCUAAGUGUGUCAAAUUCUGAGUGCACCAGGCUGUACCCAUUAGAUCCUUUCAAUAUGACAGUUUCGUGCUUCUCUCUGACAGGAUGUUUCUCCAUCGAGCUGUAGUGCAGGAGGAGAGGGAGGGAGGAAACACUCCUUGCCCAGGCUGGAGUUUACAGAGACACUGCACAGCUUACACUCCUGUUAAGUGUAAAUAUUCGACACUUCCAUUCCAUUUGUGUAAAAAAUAAAGCACACACAAUUAUAAAAUCAAGAUGUAUAUUUCAUACUCAGUGUUGUCUGUGCAUAUUUUAUUGCGUUGCUAGUUGUCAGCGGUGGCCCCGUUGUAAAAAUGCCUGAUAGAGUGUUUAUAAACAUGUCAUGGUU
Zalophus californianus (California sea lion) is the source of this 9237-nucleotide messenger RNA. RefSeq names its product discs large MAGUK scaffold protein 2 (gene DLG2). Gene Ontology annotation, biological process: chemical synaptic transmission. Gene Ontology annotation, molecular function: kinase binding. Gene Ontology annotation, cellular component: neuromuscular junction; postsynaptic density membrane; neuron projection. The transcript has 28 exons. Lineage: Eukaryota; Metazoa; Chordata; Mammalia; Carnivora; Otariidae. Bases 1387 to 4467 code for a protein of 1026 amino acids. The record is from RefSeq and is a predicted model, not a curated record.